AUGCUCUGCGCAAAAUGUAUCAGCAUAUUCCUUCACCGUUCCCGAGAGGCCUCCGACCUGACACAUCGACGUACAUACGUUCACCAUAAAUGGCGCGAGGAGGUGGAAAGCGCUGCCAAAAAUGGGUGCCGUAUCUGCUUCACAGCAAUCACCAAAUUCAAGUCUUUCGGAAAUUGGACCUCGAUUUAUGUUCAGCAUCCUCUUUAUGGCUUGGUCCUGCGGCUCCACUGCUGGGAGGGUGAAGACGAUACCAUACAUCCUCGAGGUAAACUUGAAGUACAUCUAUUGAGACUCGUGGAUCUUGAAUCACCUCCACACUACCUUCAGUAUGCAGAGCAGGUGGCUCAGGACAUCACGAACGGGUUUUCGUCAACAGUCCGAGAGGACAGGUUCUCCCGGAGGACCAUUCCCACUAGUACUGGUCACAACGAGAAUGUUGCUCUUGCUCGGGCCUGGCUGGACCGAUGCCUUAAGAGUCACGCCAUCUGUGGCCAGACGGAUGACUCUGCUGCAGAUAUCCAUUGGCAACCAAAACGGCUCGUUGACGUUCAUGCUCCUGACGGUCGGCUUAAAGUGGUAGAGCGAGACAAACAAACCGUUUCCGAACCGUAUGUUGCCGUGAGCCACUGCUGGGGCAAGGAAGAAUUCUUUACCCUGAACGCCAAAACACAUGACGCAGCUGUCAAUGCCCAAAUACUGCUGGAGGAGUUGCCUCGGAGUUUCCGCGACGUGAUCGACUUCUGUCGGAGGCUCGGCAUCCCGUACAUAUGGAUAGACAGCUUAUGCAUUCUGCAAUCGGGCGCCCGUUCGGAGGAUGACUGGUUGGACCACACCAAAGAGAUGCGGCUCAUCUACUCUAGAUGUCUUCUCAACAUCUCCGUCAACUGCGCCGCGAGUCCAUACGAGGGCGCGUUUCGAGACCGCAAUCCCACAUGUCUGAGCGAGGCUUAUGUGCCAUCUAGACCGCCCGGGUGCGAGGAUCUGGAGGUGACUAAUUACGAAUGGUAUCUCGUCACCUUCGAAGAGGACUAUUCCUCAGCACUGCGGAAGGGACCACUCGCGACACGAGGCUGGGUUUUGCAAGAGCGCUACCUGUCUCCUCGAAUCCUAUACUUUGCACAGGACCGUAUGUACUGGGAGUGCAGCGGGUGGAGGACGAAUGAAUGCUGUCCUUUGAACUUCAUGGAGAAUCUCGAGCCUACAGGGGUCACACGCACCGCGAACGAUGGCCGUGACAAUCCGUCUGUCUUCUCCAUACGUUCUACAACAUUCACGCUUUCACACAGUCGUUUCCGAAACAAACCUUCGAGCCCCGAGUAUCUAUUGAAAAUCUCAUUAGAAUGGUUCAGUAUUGUAUCCUACUAUUCCGAAUGCCACCUCACCUAUCCUGACAAGGACAAAGCAAUGGCCCUGGAAGGGAUCGCACAGAAGCUAGGCAUGCUGGCCCCGAAGAGCUUUUACGCCGCGGGUCUCUUCUCACACGACCUACCGCUUGGUCUAUUAUGGCAUCUGCCUCAAGACAAAGGGAGCAACAAAAAUGGACCACCAGCGGUCUCAAAUUCACGGGCGCCGAGCUGGAGCUGGCUGAAUGCCAACUCACCUAUCCAAUUCGCAAUAAUGUCCAUGCCGGGACAGGAGUCUUCGCAAGUCUGCACUGACCAUUAUCUUGAGGACAUACACGUCAUUCCGCAGUCACAUGCGCUUCAAUUACGAGGCUGGUUGCUCCCUACGAGCACUAUCGAGGCUGUCUAUACCAGCACAAACUCCUUGCAAAGCCUUGUGUACUAUUUCGAUGUUGGGCGUAUUGAGUGCAAGCAAAAUGGAAGCUGGUGGAUGUUGCCUGUGGGAAAAUACUCGAACCUGUUCGGGGAAAUACAGGGCGGAUUGAUACUGCACAAGACGGAGGUAAACGGGCAAUAUAUUCGGGCAGGAAUGUAUCGAUACAUUUCCUAUGCGCGCCCAAUAGACUCGAGAGUUACGGAGGAACUCAGGAAGCACGAGAAGGUGGACUUGAUGAUAGUCUGA
This is a messenger RNA of Thyridium curvatum, 2025 nucleotides long. RefSeq lists its product as uncharacterized. Bases 1 to 2025 code for a protein of 674 amino acids. The record is from RefSeq and is a predicted model, not a curated record. The transcript has a single exon. Lineage: Eukaryota; Fungi; Ascomycota; Sordariomycetes; Thyridiales; Thyridiaceae.